Messenger RNA from Ipomoea triloba (trilobed morning glory), 993 nucleotides. RefSeq lists its product as uncharacterized. Lineage: Eukaryota; Viridiplantae; Streptophyta; Magnoliopsida; Solanales; Convolvulaceae. The record is from RefSeq and is a predicted model, not a curated record.
AGAACUACUGUGAGCGGUCUAAACUUCGACCCUUAUUUCUUUCUUCAUAUUGUAAGGGGGAGCAAAGCCCGUUUUUUGCUCCCUCUAUUGAUAGAUCAAGGGUCCUCUUGCCGUCGUUUCAGUGACUCAUAGGGCUUCCCUCAGCUCAGUCUUUUUGGUUCUUGAGAAUGGUCGCCACUUCUCCCAGGACCGGAAUGAUUAUCCCUGCCCGAUGGGUCUACAUCCAUCCCUGAAUGUCGUCGGGUACUGUUAACUUCCCCGCCAUUCUUGUAACUGUCACCUGUAAUCCGCGCAGGUGUGUCCGCACCCCCCUGACUGGACGAGAAAGAAAGGAUUUAUCGGAGCAACCCCCCAGGUUCCAGACCAAGGAGUAAACUUUCCCGUAUGAGCAUUCGAUAGGUCGUCUGAGGGUUCGCCGCGGUUCAUUGCUGUGCUUACACACUAGGCUACCCUUUUCCGAAAGCUCCGCAGGACCACCUACCACUAGUCUUCGGCCGGAGGGGUUUAUUGCACAAACGCCGGGACACAGGACCCGGAAAAGGGAAGCCCAACGAAUUUCAGAUGCAAAGCCCCGCACCUCAUUAAGAUCAUAUUGGCAUACUCCCCCAAAAAAAAAAGAGCAGACCCCAUUGAAGACGAGAGUGAGGUACAACAAGGCCAUUUCUGUCCCCCGCCCUUCUCACGGAGCCGUACGUGGACGUUACCGCUCAUACAGCUCCCAGCCAGCAAAGUUAGCCUUCCCUCUUCAAGGAAUGGAAGUGUGGAGGAAUCGACAUCAAAAUAGAGGAAUUUUUACAUUAUCCCAUUUCCACGUGAAAGCAGAUAAGAAGUCUCGUCUUCAUCCUAUUGUGAUGUCAUCUCUAUGAAACCUGCUAUUCCUAUCAUGCUAUUGCUUCUGUCUUCCAACCAUCUAAGACCGGAUUCAAUAGCAGCUCCUUCUCUCUUGUUUUCAUCUCCGAUCGGAGCAGGUAUAAGAGUAUAAGAAUAGGACAU